AACAGCGUCAACUGCACCCCCACCCCCCGCUAUAAUUUGCUUUCUGAUUCAGAACGACGGUAAAUUCCCGGUACUUUCCAGUGGUAUCUUCCUAAUCCGCGCGAUGCUUAGCAGGAAGCGGCCAUCGAUAGUUUUCUAUUGACAAAUCGCAUCAGGAAAAUAAGUGAAAGUCGAUGGUUGUCCGUUCUUUCUAUCUUUCAUCCGACACCUUCCCGUUCUCAUAGAUAGCAUCCUAGCAAAUCCCCGACGGUUACUGGAGAGUUAAAACGCUGAAAACGCGUAGCCUAAGCAACUACAAUUUUCUUUCGUUCGAAUUCAGUCACUUUUUGUGCGAACAGUUUGAGCUACUCUCGUUCAACAUCAGUCGCGCGCUUUCGUAAUUCCUCUCCUCAACUGACAUUUCCUGUUUUAAAUAUAGUUUAUCUGGAUUUUUUUCUACUUUUUUCCCCCACUGGCGUUGCCAACGCAACACAGAUAGCCUGUCUCUGAACGCAGUCGUUUUUCGAAAAAACCUCCUGUGGCACUGAGACACAUUGGUCUACGCUUUCUCCCCCGUCUAGAUAGUCUCCACCCAAGACCAACAAUAUGUUGGACCCAUCUUCCAGUGAAGAGGAAGCGGAUGAGAUAGUGGAAGAAGAAGGCAAAGAGGUGAUGGCACCAAAGACCGGGGGAGCACGGGUGUCACCCAGCCGGACCACCGACAGUUCUGGUGGGCUCCAGCCCUCGAGCCGGGGAAGCAGCGCUUGUGCGUCCAACCCCAGCCCCUCGGCGGCCAGCGAGAAGGAGAAAGAUGAUCUGGAAAAGAUGCAGAGGGAGGAGGAAGAGCGAAAGAAGAGGCUCCAGCUCUAUGUCUUUGUGAUGCGCUGCAUUGCUUAUCCUUUUAAUGCCAAGCAACCCACCGACAUGGCAAGACGACAACAGAAGAUCAGUAAGCAGCAGCUACAGACAGUGAAGGAGCGUUUCCAGGCUUUCCUCAGUGGUGACACCCAGAUAGUGGCAGACGAGGCCUUCAUCAAUGCAGUCCAGAGCUACUAUGAUAUAUUCCUGAAGAGUGACCGUGUGUCCCGGAUGGUGCAGAGCGGAGGCUGCUCGGCCAGUGACUCGCGGGAGGUUUUCAAGAAGCACAUUGAGAAGCGUGUCCGUAGCCUGCCGGAGAUCGACGGCCUAAGUAAGGAGACAGUGCUCAGCUCCUGGAUGGCCAAGUUUGACACAAUCUACCGCGGAGAGGAUGACCCCAGGAAGCACCAGCAGCGGAUGACAGCCAGUGCAGCCUCAGAGCUCAUCCUCAGUAAGGACCAGCUCUACGAGAUGUUCCAGUCCAUCCUGGGCAUCAAGAAGUUUGAGCACCAGCUCCUCUACAACGCCUGUCAGCUUGAUAACCCAGACGAGCAGGCUGCACAGAUCAGGAGAGAACUGGACGGACGACUGCAGAUGGCUGAUCAGAUCGCCAGGGGCGGCAAGUUUCCCAAGUUUGUGUCCAAAGAGAUGGAGGCCAUGUUCAUAGAGGAGCUGAGAUCCUCAGUGAACCUGCUGAUGGCUAACCUGGAGAGCAUGCCCGUGUCCAAGGGAGGAGAGUUCAAACUGCAGAAGCUCAAACGAGGGCACAACACCUCCAUCAUAGACAUGGGCCAGGAGGACGAGAACACGCUGUCCAAGUCUGAUGUGGUGCUCUCCUUCACUCUGGAGGUGGUGAUUGUGGAGGUUCAGGGGUUAAAGUCGCUGGCGCCCAAUCGGAUCGUCUACUGCACCAUGGAGGUGGAGGGGGGGCAUAAGCUCCAGACUGACCAGGCCGAGGCCUCCAAACCAACCUGGGGGACCCAGGGGGACUUCACCACCACACACCCCCUGCCUGCUGUCAAGGUGAAGUUGUUCACUGAGAGCACAGGAGUCCUGGCCCUGGAGGACAAAGAGCUUGGCAGGGUGGUACUCCAUCCGACCCCUAACAGUCCCAAACAGUCCGAACUACACAAGAUGUCCGUGUCCAAAGGCUGCCCUGACAGUGACCUGAAGAUCAAACUGGCCAUCCGCAUGGACAAGCCACAAAACAUGAAGCACUGUGGGUACCUAUGGGCUAUUGGUAAAAAUGUGUGGAAGAGAUGGAAGAAGAGAUUCUUUGUCUUGGUGCAGGUGAGCCAGUACACCUUUGCCAUGUGCAGCUACAGAGAGAAGAAGGCAGAGCCUGUGGAGCUGCUUCAACUGGACGGCUACACUGUAGACUACACCGACCCUCAGCCAGGUCUUGACGGUGGGAGGACCUUCUUCAAUGCAGUAAAGGAAGGUGACACCGUGAUCUUUGCCAGUGAUGACGAGCAGGACCGCAUCCUGUGGGUCCAGGCUAUGUACCGGGCCACGGGCCAGUCCCACAAGCCAAUCCCCCCCACCCAGGUCCAGAAACUCAACAACAGAGCAGGCUCCGCACCUCAGCUAGACGCACCCAUCUCCCAGUUCUACGCGGACCGGGCGCAGAAACAUGGCAUGGAUGAGUUCAUCUCAGCCAACCCCUGCAGCUUUGACCACUCCUCUCUGUUUGAGAUGGUGCAGCGCCUCACCCUGGACCACAGACUCAAUGACUCCUACUCCUGUUUGGGUUGGUUCAGUCCAGGCCAGGUGUUUGUCAUGGAUGAGUACUGUGCUCGUAAUGGUGUGCGGGGGUGUCACAGACACCUGUGUUACCUGGGUGACCUGCUGGAGAGAGCAGAGAACGGGGCUAUGAUUGACCCCACCCUGCUGCACUACAGCUUUGCCUUCUGUGCCUCACACGUCCAUGGCAACAGGCCUGACGGGAUAGGGACGGUGACUGUGGAGGAGAAGGAACGCUUUGAGGAUAUCAAAGAGAGGCUGCGUGUUCUGCUGGAGAACCAGAUCACACACUUCAGGUACUGUUUUCCAUUUGGUCGACCGGAGGGGGCCCUGAAAGCCACUUUGUCCCUGCUUGAGAGGGUGCUGAUGAAGGAUAUUGUGACUCCUGUGCCCCAGGAGGAGGUGAAGACAGUCAUCCGUAAAUGUCUGGAGCAGGCAGCCUUGAUCAACUACCAGCGCCUCUCAGAAUACGCCAAAGUAGAAGGGAAAAAGAGAGAAAUGUAUGAGCAUCCUGUCUUCUGCUUGGCGUCUCAAGUGAUGGAUUUAACCAUUCAGAAUGUAGGGCGCUUAGUCACCCCAGCCAAAAAGCUGGAGGACACCAUCCGCCUGGCCGAAUUGGUCAUCGAGGUUCUCCAACAGAAUGAGGAGCACCAUGCAGAGGGCAAAGAGGCGUUUGCGUGGUGGUCUGACCUGAUGGUGGAGCACGCGGAGACCUUCCUGUCUCUGUAUGCGGUGGACAUGGACGCUGCUCUGGAGGUGCAGCCCCCUGACAGCUGGGACAGCUUCCCUCUCUUCCAGCUCCUCAACGACUUCCUGAGGACCGACUAUAACCUGUGCAACGGGCAGUUCCAUAGACACCUGCAGGACCUGUACGCCCCCCUUGUGGUGCGAUAUGUGGACCUCAUGGAGUCAUCUAUCGCCCAGUCCAUCCACAGGGGCUUCGAGAGGGAGUCCUGGGAGCCUGUCAAGAGCCUAACAAGUAAUCUUCCUGAUUUGAGUCUACCAAAUGUCAAGCUCCAAAUGCCCAAAGUACCAAAUCUACCACCAGUUAGCCUUCUAACAAUGCCUAGCUUUUCUACACCCAACUGGAUGGCAGCUACAUGUGACUCAGAUAAUGGCUCGGGGACCUCCGAGGAUCUGUUCUGGAAGCUGGAUGCGCUGCAGACCUUCAUCAGAGACCUGCACUGGCCUGAGGAGGAGUUUGGCAAACACCUGGAGAGCAGGCUCAAACUCAUGUCCAGCGACAUGAUUGAGUCCUGCGUCAAACGAACGAGGGUGGCCUUUGAGGCCAAGCUCCAGAAGAGCAGUCGGACCACAGACCUCCGCGUGCCUCAGUCCAUCUGCACCAUGUUCAACGUGAUGGUGGAUGCCAAGGCCCAGUCAGCCAAGCUGUGUGCCAUGGAGCUGGGACAGGAGAGACAGUACCAUUCCCAAAUCGACGCUCUCAUAGAGGAGACUGUGAAGGAGAUGAUCACCUUACUGGUAGCAAAGUUUGUGGUCAUUCUAGAGAGUGUCCUAGCCAAACUGUCCAGAUACGACGAGGGCACUCUCUUCUCCUCCUUCCUCUCUUUCACAGUGAAAGCUGCAUCAAAGUAUGUGGAUGUACCUAAGCCUGGGAUGGACAUUGCAGACGGUUACGUGACCUUUGUGCGCCAUUCUCAGGACAUGCUGCGGGAUAAGGUCAAUGAGGAGGUGUAUGUAGAAAGGUUAUUUGCCCAAUGGUACACCAGCACCAUGAACCUCCUGGGUAUGUGGCUGACUGACCGGAUGGACCUACAGCUCCAUGUCUACCAACUCAAGAUCCUCAUCAGAGUAGUCAAGAAAAAGUACCGUGACUUCCGGCUGCAGGGCGUCCUGGACUCCACACUAAACAGUAAGAUGUAUGACACGGUGCGGAACAGACUGACCCUGGAGGAGGCCACGGCGUCGGUGAGAGAAGGAGGGAUGUCUGGCAUAUCCAUGAAGGACAGUGAUGAAGACGACGAUGAUGACUAGAUCAACAUCACCGGAUGGAGCCUGCGAAUCAAUGCAUGUACCAACUUUGUUAACCACUGGACCAAUCUUAUAGGGUUAUUAUUUUCCACUGUCAGAUAGAUAGAAAUACCCACAAAGGAACAACAAUACAAAUUUGUAACCAAAUACAUAAAUUAUAAUGAUAUUAGUUAUUAUAAUUAUAAAAUAUAUAUAUUUAUGUGUUGAACUAAAAAAGUAUAGGUGUUUUACAAAAAAAAGUUAACAUUUGCCUAGCAUUCACUCUUGAAUGUUCCUAAGCAAAUAUGGAGAGCCAUGUAUGCGAUGUUGAGUACCAUGAUUAGGGAUAAUGCUUGGUGUGUACCUGUUGAAUGCAAACCUGUUGAGGCGCUUUGCUAACGUACUGUGAAUACAGUAAUGGUACAUCAUUGUGAGGAGGAGAGUAACAUCACCUAUUGUUCUCAUUCAUCUCAGAGCGUAUGUCUACUGCCUGAAGGGAACCAAACUACAGACAGCCAGGCAACCUGUUUGUAUCUAGAUUACAAUAUAUUAUAAAAAGUAGCUAUCCAUUCUCUCUCGUCUCUUAACAUCAAUGUAGAAUUUACUUUGUUGACUCAAUUCAAUACUCAAUACUACAACAUUUUCCCUCACUGGCAAAACAUUUAGCCACAUUUUUUUUAAAAUUAUGAGUUGUUUUAGAAAUGCAAUAUUUUCAUUGUUUCAUUGUUAUAUCUUGUUGAUGUAUUUAUUGAUAAUUUAUGUUUUUUUUUAAAUACAUUUUUUUUUAAAUGUUAUAUUUCAGUUAUAAUAGCAAUUAUAGCACAAAGAUAUUCAAUCACAAAGGGAAAAGAGACUUUCUUCUGUGUCCCCUAUACUUCCGCCAUUCCAGGUGAUUAUGUGUGUCCACACUUUUAUAUCUUUAUUGUGUCUGCCAGUAUUUCCUCUGCCGCUGAUGUUGUUUUGUAUAUACACAUACUGUACAUUGCCCUGUGUGCAGUUACUGAAUGUCCCAGGUAUCCUCUUCUCUCCAGAAGUGUGUUUGUUCUCAGUGUGCAGUUACUGGUGGAGUAAUUUUGCUUCUGCCUUAUGGGAGCCUAUAGAACUGGGGCCCACAAAGUGAAAAUAAAAGUAUCUGUACAAACAUA
Molecule: messenger RNA, 5696 nt
Organism: Oncorhynchus tshawytscha (Chinook salmon)
Lineage: Eukaryota; Metazoa; Chordata; Actinopteri; Salmoniformes; Salmonidae
Product: calcium-dependent secretion activator 1
Exons: 30
Coding region: 586-4575 (1329 amino acids)
Biological process (GO): dense core granule exocytosis; positive regulation of exocytosis; synaptic vesicle exocytosis
Cellular component (GO): glutamatergic synapse
Source: RefSeq, a predicted model, not a curated record